ACUCGCAAUUCGCAAUCCACUGAAUAACAUUGCGAAUGAAGUAGAGAGGAACGUUCUUCGGAUGUCGCGAUCUGCGAGACCAUAUUAGAUUCCGUCAUACCCUAGAAGAUCUUUCGUGGGAGCUCUCCCCCUCCGUCGAGAGGAUUGACCGUGGAUGAUUCAUCUCGACUGACAACAACGUGAAUUUCGCGAGCCAGAAUCUGGCGCCAAGCAAAACUCAAUCGGCUUUUCCGACUGAAGUGCAGAAUGUCGGGCUUAGCAUCGCUCACCGCUCACUAUACCGACUCGGAGGAAGAGGAAUCACCGACGCCGACCGCCAAUGGGGCACCGAGUGCUCUGAAUAGGGACAUGCAAAGAGUUCUGAGAGCUCCGCCGGUGGCGCAACUUCGUUUGCAGAAUCUCCACAACCGUGUAGAGAUCACUCCAAACGGUUCCACGGGUCCGUUGGUUGCGUACGAUGGCCAUGACUCGGACGGGGAUCUGAACGACGACGAUGAGGACGACGACGACGCUUUCGAUGAUUCGAAUCCGGAGCCGGUCGCCAAGCCGAUGGAAAGCAGGGUCGAGUUGACCGCAUCCUCCGACGGACUCCUAGCAAGACCGAGCUCUCCCCAAGCUUACCAUCGACUGUUACAAGAGAAGGGGCCGCCCGUUCAACUGCCUCCUGAGCCGCCGACGAAAUGCAGUGACGAGUUGCAGAGGCGAAUAUCGGAGUUCUGCAAGAGGAGCGCUGAUGGAUUCGAUUUCCUCGACAGUAUUCAAAAGAAGAAAAGCUUCAGGAAUCCAUCGAUAUACGAGAAACUCCUAGUUCACUGCGACGUGGACGAGCUCGGGAGCAACUUUCCCUCUGAAAUGUUCGAUCCUCACGCGUUCCGGAAAGAAGAUUAUUACGAUGAUCUCGCACGGAAGCAAACGGAGGCGAUGCAUAAGCUAGAGAAGGAGAAGAAGAAGCCCGACUCGACGACCUCUGCAGUGGCAGCUACGAAAAAAUCGAAGUGGGAUCAAGGCGGAAUUGCAGCGGCUAGCGCGGUCGCCAGAAGCGUGGCGGCUCCAGGCUUGGUAACAAUGCCCACGGGCACGAAAUCCGUUGUCAUCAGCGGUAUCGGCUCACUUCCCAAGCCCAAAAAUCCUGUGACCCACGUAGGAACGUCAAUUGCCAGCAGACGAUAGUUUUGUGAAUACGUAUUGUACAUAAAUUUCGAGUAGAAUAAUUUAUUCGUUCUGUAUCU
This is a messenger RNA of Galendromus occidentalis (western predatory mite), 1229 nucleotides long. RefSeq names its product SAP30-binding protein. The record is from RefSeq and is a predicted model, not a curated record. Gene Ontology annotation, cellular component: nucleus. The coding region runs from base 247 to 1170 and encodes 307 amino acids. Gene Ontology annotation, biological process: regulation of DNA-templated transcription. The transcript is spliced from 4 exons. NCBI's taxonomy places the organism in Eukaryota, Metazoa, Arthropoda, Arachnida, Mesostigmata, Phytoseiidae.